Pseudomyrmex gracilis is the source of this 4429-nucleotide messenger RNA. It is a transcript of the gene Polr3A, whose product is annotated as DNA-directed RNA polymerase III subunit RPC1. Gene Ontology annotation, biological process: DNA-templated transcription. Bases 147 to 4352 code for a protein of 1401 amino acids. The record is from RefSeq and is a predicted model, not a curated record. Gene Ontology annotation, molecular function: DNA binding; DNA-directed RNA polymerase activity. The transcript is spliced from 20 exons. NCBI's taxonomy places the organism in Eukaryota, Metazoa, Arthropoda, Insecta, Hymenoptera, Formicidae.
UGCUGUCACCGGUUGUACAGGUUACAUCAACGCAUGGUGUAAAGAGACGUCGGAGCUAACCUCAGUUUUCUUUCUGCUAUUACACAGUCUUUUAUGGCCGCUCAGGCCGCUCUUAUUCCUUUCUGAUCAAACAGAUAAUUGCAAUCAUGGUUAAGGAACAGUUUAGAGAAACACAUGUCGCCAGUGAAGUCUCUCAUAUAUCUUUUGGAGUGGACAGCAUGCACGACAUGCUCUUACAAGCCAGUGUAGAAGUUAUUGGCAACCGUCUGUACAAUGAGGAUUCAGAACGCACUCCAUUUCUACACGGACCACUUGACAGACGCAUGGGAUUAAGUUCAAUGAAAGCUGAAUGUGAAACAUGUGGAAAGAAAUUGAAUGAAUGCGUGGGACACUUCGGCUAUAUGGAUCUAGCGAUGCCAGUUUUUCAUUGCGGCUAUUUCAGAUCAAUCAUACAGAUCUUGCAAACCAUCUGUAAGAAAUGCGCUCAUGUAUUGUUGACGAGUGAGGAAAGAAAAUUUUUUUUUUCCAAAGUACUAAAUCCAAAUCUGCGAUAUUUAACUCGCAAGGCAUUGCGCAAGCAAAUUUGGGAGAAGGCGAGAAAAAAGACGGAGUGUCCAAAUUGCAAGGCGAACAAUGGCCCCGUUAAGAAGUCUGGCUUUCUCCAGAUUGUACACGAAGCUUACAAAAACUUGAAGAAAACAGAUCCCAUUAUUCAAAACAAAUUGAACGAAUUGAGCCCAGCACUGGAACACGAUCAGGAAUUUAAGAAUCUAGUAGACCAAAACUAUCGCACCGUUUUUGAUGAAUCUUUAUAUCCGAAUGUGGUUCGCGAGCUUUUUACUAGGAUUCCGACGGGCGAUAUGUGUCUUUUGUUGAUGGACUCAGAUAGUGCGACGCCGGUGGAUUUGUUACUAUCAAGAAUUCCCGUACCGCCAAUUUGCAUUAGACCUAGCGUUGCGUCUGAACUAAAAGUCGGUACUAACGAGGAUUCUCUUACAAUGACGGUGUCAAAAAUUGCUAUUAUCAAUGAGGGCAUUCGCAAGGGAAUGGCCGGUGCUAAUAUACAACAGUUAAUGGACGUUUGGGAGUACCUGCAAUUGCAUUGUGGUCUUUACAUCAACGGCGACAUGUCCGGGAUACCUAAACACAUAAAGCCGAAAGAAAGAACCAGAGGCAUAGUACAGAGAUUAAAGGGCAAGCAAGGUCGUUUCAGAGGUAAUUUAUCUGGCAAGCGCGUUGAUUUCACCGCUCGUACAGUGAUUUCACCUGAUCCAAAUCUUCGAAUAGAUCAGGUUGGUGUACCCAUAUACGUUGCGAUGACGUUAACAUAUCCUGAAAGAGUUAAUUCGUCGAAUAUAGAAUUGAUGCGGAAGUUAGUCCGAAACGGCCCGGACAAGCAUCCUGGAGCGAACUACAUACAAUACAAGAAUUUACAAGAUAGAAGAUAUCUCAGAUACGCUGAUCGAUCGAAAGUUGCUCAAGAGUUACAGUAUGGUGAUAUUGUUGAGAGACAUCUCAAGGACGAUGAUUUGGUGUUGUUUAACAGACAGCCGUCGCUGCACAAAUUAAGUUUGAUGGUACACAAAGCUAAGAUCUUGCAGCACCGAACGUUUCGAUUCAAUGAAUGCGUUUGCACGCCUUACAACGCGGACUUCGACGGCGAUGAAAUGAAUCUUCAUUUACCACAGACCGAGGAAGCGAAAGCAGAAGCGCUAGUUCUGCUGGCGAAUAAAUCCAACUUGGUUACACCUCGCAACGGUGAAUUGCUGAUAGCAGCGACGCAAGAUUUCAUCACCGGCGCCUAUCUCCUAACUCAGAAAGAUAGAUUUUUCACCGUCGCGGAGGCUAGAUUGGCCGUUUGCUUCUUGGCCGGUUUGGACUCAACCACAGUUGUAACUCUUCCUCCGCCUGCAAUUGUAUAUCCGAUCAAGUUAUGGACCGGCAAGCAAAUAUUCAGUCUGAUCAUGCGACCGAAUCCGGAUUGCCCUGUCAAAGCGAAUCUGAAGACGAAAGGCAAGUCGUACACCAAGAACGAAGAAUUUUGCGUUAACGAUUCCUACGUCAUCAUUCGCAAUUCUGAGCUUCUAGCGGGAUCGAUGGACAAGUCCAUAAUUGGUUCGGGUUCGAAGCAAAACAUAUUUUAUUUUUUGCUGUGUGACUACGGCGAGGAUGUUGCGAUCACGGCCAUGUGGCGACUGACGCGACUAACAAAUCACUUCAAUUUCACGAAAGGAAUUUCACUUGGUAUUGGUGACGUCAUACCUAGUCGCGGCUUAAUCAAAGCCAAGGAAGAUCUGCUGAACACUCAUUACACCAAGUGCAAUGAAUACAUUCAAUUGAUGGAAACCGGUCGCCUCAUCUGUCAGCCCGGGUGUUCGAAAGAGGAAACGGUGGAAAUGAAGAUACUGAACGAGCUAUCGGUAAUUCGUGACAAUGUUGGCAAAGCAUGCGUGAGAGAGUUGCAUUCUUCCAAUACUCCUCUCACUAUGGCACUUUCCGGUAGCAAAGGUAGCUUCAUCAAUAUCUCUCAGAUGAUUGCUUGCGUAGGUCAGCAAGCUAUAAACGGACAUAGAGUGUCGAACGGAUUCGAGGAUCGCGCACUGCCUCACGUUUUGAAGCAGGUGCGAACAGCCGAGGCCAAGGGUUUUGUGGAGAAUUCAUUUUUCUCCGGAUUGAAAUCGAAGGAGUUCUACUUUCACGCAAUGGGCGGCAGAGAAGGUCUCACCGAUACCGCUGUGAAGACCGCGGAAACCGGAUACAUGCAGAGACGAUUGAUCAAGAGUUUAGAAGAUCUGUGCAUCCAUUACGACAUGACGGUGCGCAAUUCGAUGCGCGACAUCGUGCAAAUCAAAUACGGCGGAGACCGAUUGGAUCCCACGUACAUGGAAGGUAAAGAUCGUCCGGUCGAUUAUCAGAGAGUGUACGAUCACGUGAGAGCGAAAUUACCUUAUAAAAAUGAAGAGCCUUUAAACGCCGCCGAUGUGAUCAAAGCCACCGACGAAUUGUUGAGCGACGCGAACGAGGAGUACGCCUGUCUAAGCAAAGAGUUCAAACAGGAACUAAUCACAUUUUUGAAAUCUGUGGCUAAGAAGAUAGCGCGUUACCGGCAGAACAUCAACUUGAAAUCGCGAACGGUCUUGCAACUCGAGCGUCUUACCGUCUCGCAAUUGGUAGAAUUCAUUCACACGUGUAAGGAGAAGUACAUGAAGGCCAAGAUAGAGCCGGGCACGGCUGUGGGAGCGCUCGCCGCGCAGAGUAUCGGCGAACCGGGAACGCAAAUGACAUUGCGAUCAUUUCACUUCGCUGGGGUAGCGGCUAUGAACAUCACGCAGGGUGUGCCGCGUAUCAAGGAAAUUAUCAACGCCAGUCCGAAGAUCAGCACUCCGGUUAUAACAGCAGGAUUGGUAAAUGACACGGACUGCGAAUUCGCUGAACGAGUAAAGGCGAGAAUCGAGAAGACCACGCUGGGAGAUGUAGCCGAAUACAUUCAGGAGGCGUUUCUACGCGACGAACACAUGCUUAUAAUAAAAUUGGAUCUCGAAAGAAUUAAAUUAUUAAAAAUAGAAGUGGACGCUCAUUCCAUAGCCUAUACACUCUGCGCGACCAAAUUGAAAUUAACUCAAAAGAACGUAACCGUGGUGAGCGACGCGCUCAUUGUUAUUCGGCCAAAUAAACAAAAGAACAUUCCAAGUUUCCCGUUUCGUCAAUUGACAGAGGCCAUUCCGAAAGUUGUAGUCAAGGGCUUGCCCUCAAUCUCCAGAGUGGUUGUGCACAACGAGAACCUCGAUGGGAAAACGAAAUUCAAAUUAUUUGUCGAAGGAGACAAUUUUCGAGAAGUCAUGGCGACGUCUGGCGUUCUGGGUAAAAACACGACGUCCAACAACACGAUAGAAGUUUACAAAACACUUGGAAUUGAGGCGGCCAGAGCGACUAUCAUGUCCGAAAUUAAAUCGGUAAUGGAGAAUCACGGUAUCAGUAUUGAUUAUCGACAUCUAAUGCUCUUGUCAGAUCUGAUGACCAGCAGAGGAGAAGUGCUUGGUAUCACAAGACAAGGUUUGGCAAAAAUGAAAGAGUCCGUUUUAAAUUUAGCAUCGUUCGAGAAAACAGCGGAUCACUUGUUCGAUGCGGCUUAUUACGGACAAAAAGACAGCAUAUGCGGCGUCUCGGAAUCGAUUAUAAUGGGCGUUCCGGUUCCGGUAGGCACGGGAAUGUUCAAACUACUUCACAGGGCGGACAAGGACGAGCCACGUAAGCGGGAACUUCUUUUUGACAAUCCGGAAUUUCACAAGUCCUUCUAUUCCGGAAGACGAUUUCAGCGGAUACGACCUCGUCCGGUGUUACAGACGCAGUAAUGAUACAUGUAUAAACUUGAUAUGUGACACGUAUGUCAAAUAAUUUAAAAAUAUACGAAAUUUAUAUGUUUUUACUA